CAGCCACCUCCAACUCUUAAAAACAUUUCUGCCCGCCUCCCAGCACACAGCCCAGGGAGAAAACCAUCCUGUCAAAGGGACGGUGCCAAAAGGCAGAAACAAAGUUAAGCAGUAUUGAUUGAUCAACUGCUUGGCAGAAGCCAAUGGCUAAAAAGGUAGCAGUGAUCGGAGCAGGGGUCAGUGGCCUGAUCUCUCUGAAGUGCUGUGUGGACGAGGGUCUGGAGCCCACUUGUUUUGAGAGGACGGAAGACAUCGGAGGGCUGUGGAGGUUCAAAGAAAAUGUGGAAGAUGGCCGAGCAAGUAUCUAUCAAUCUGUCAUCACCAACACCAGCAAAGAAAUGUCCUGUUUCAGUGACUUUCCAAUGCCUGAAGAUUUUCCAAACUUCCUGCACAAUUCUAAACUUCUGGAAUAUUUCAGGAUUUUUGCCAAAAAUUUUGAUCUUUUAAAAUAUAUUCGGUUCCAGACAACCGUCAUUAGUGUGAAAAAAUGCCCAGAUUUUUCAUCCUCUGGCCAAUGGAAGGUUGUCACCCAGAGCCACGGCAAGGAGCAAAGUGCUGUUUUUGACGCAGUUAUGGUUUGCAGUGGCCACCACAUCCUACCUCACAUCCCACUGAAGUCAUUUCCAGGUAUUGAGAGGUUCAAAGGCCAAUAUUUCCACAGCCGCCAAUACAAGCACCCAGAUGGAUUUGAGGGGAAACGUAUCCUGGUGAUUGGAAUAGGAAACUCGGCCUCAGAUAUUGCUGUUGAGCUGUGUAAGAAGGCUGCUCAGGUUUUCGUCAGCACCAGGCAUGGUUCCUGGGUUAUGAGCCGUAUCUCUGAAGAUGGCUAUCCUUGGGACAUGGUGUUCCACACCCGAUUUAACUCUAUGCUCCGAAACGUCCUGCCACGAACAGUUCUAAAAUGGAUGAUGGAACAACAGAUGAAUAAGUGGUUCAACCAUGAAAAUUAUGGUCUUGAGCCUCAAAACAAAUACCUUAUGAAAGAACCUGUAUUAAACGAUGAUCUUCCAAGUCGUCUACUCUAUGGAGCCAUCAAGGUGAAACCAAGAGUAAAAGAGCUCACAGAAUCUUCCGCCAUCUUUGAGGAUGAAACGGUAGAGGAAGACAUUGAUGUCAUUGUCUUUGCAACAGGAUAUACUUUCUCUUUUCCCUUCCUUGAAGAAUCACUUGUUAAAGUAGAGAAUAAUAUGGUCUCACUGUAUAAAUACAUCUUCCCACCUCACCUGGAAAAGUCAACCCUUGCAUGCAUUGGUCUCAUCCAGCCCCUAGGAUCCAUUUUCCCAACUGUCGAACUUCAAGCUCGUUGGGUGACAAGAGUUUUCAAAGGCUUGUGUAGCUUGCCUUCAGAGAGGACAAUGAUGGCGGACAUUAUCAAGAAGAAUGAAGAAAGGAUUGACCUGUUUGGACAAAGCCAGAGCCAGAUAUUGCAGACCAAUUACGUCGACUAUUUGGACGAGCUCGCCUUGCAGAUAGGUGCGAAGCCAGCCUUUGGCGCUCUCUUGCUAACAGACCUUAAACUGGCUGUAAAACUCUAUUUUGGACCCUGCAACUCCUACCAGUAUCGCCUGGUUGGGCCCGGACGAUGGGAAGGAGCCAGGGCUGCCAUCCUCACCCAGAAGCAAAGGAUACUGAAGCCUUUGAAGACUCGCACUCUGAAGGUUUCAUCUCAUUUCGCAGUUUUUUUCCUGUUGAAAAUCCUGGGGAUCCUUGCUGUUGUUGUGGCCUUUUUUUUCCAACUUCAGUGGUUCUAAUCUGUCAGCAGAAUGCUUUGGCUUUAUUGCCCUGUCAGUCAAUACUUUUUAAGAGAAAAAAAAGACUAAAAGAAAAAAUAUUAAAUCUACAUUCUAAAUGUAGAUUUUUAGAGUUAGGAAGAAUAAAUAAGAGGGGCAAUUGUGAAUACUAGCAGAAUUAGGUCUGUGUAUAAAACCAAAAUUGAGUUAUGAAAUUUCUUUGCCAUUCCACCCUUACCUCAGUUCAACAUAUUUUCCAAAAAGUGUGAUAAAAUAGCGUUGGCCAGGUGGAUGGUGCUGCCAGCCCUGACAGAGGGGAGUUGUGUAGGAAAAUAGUAGAAUGACACAGAAUGAAAAGCAGGCCCCAUUGUUUAAAUUAUUGGACAGUUUAAAUUGUGGGUAAGUAUUUAAAACUCCUUGCAAACUUCCUGAUGGUCUUCCUACCCAAACUACAUUUCAUAACAAAGUUUUCAGACGUUAGGUCAUCCUCCAUUUGCUUGGUGGGGGAUCAUUCGAAACUACUGGAGAAAAAAAUGAGAGAAUAGACUGAGAAAACAACAGCAUUGCUAAGACCUUUAGGGCCCCAUACUUAAAGCUAAGCAAAUAGUCACAUCUCCUAUAUUUUGGCAGAAACACUGCUGGAAAAAUUUAAAAAAACAAUAGCUAGUUCAUAAAUAAUAUAUAUCUCAUGCUUAUAGGCCAGACAUUGUGCUAUGUGCACAUCAUAUAUAUUAUUUCAUUUAAUUCUCACAAUAAUUCUGUGAGAUAGGUACAGGUAUUAUACCCGUUUUGCAGAUGGUGAAACUGAGAUUCAGAGCAAUUGGGUAACAUGUCCAAGACCACACAGCCAGUCUUGUGAUGCAACUGGAAUUAGAAGCCAGGUUUAUUGGACUCUAGAACUGAAGAUCAUAACCUUGCCCCAUAAUAUACUUAUUACAAAAAUCUCUGUUAUUAAUAAAGUACUUAUUAAUAGUUUA
Messenger RNA from Lemur catta (Ring-tailed lemur), 2707 nucleotides. It is a transcript of the gene FMO2, whose product is annotated as flavin containing dimethylaniline monoxygenase 2. Gene Ontology annotation, molecular function: flavin adenine dinucleotide binding; NADP binding; N,N-dimethylaniline monooxygenase activity. The transcript is spliced from 9 exons. NCBI's taxonomy places the organism in Eukaryota, Metazoa, Chordata, Mammalia, Primates, Lemuridae. The record is from RefSeq and is a predicted model, not a curated record. Bases 144 to 1751 code for a protein of 535 amino acids.